Molecule: messenger RNA, 1709 nt
Organism: Spathaspora passalidarum NRRL Y-27907
Lineage: Eukaryota; Fungi; Ascomycota; Pichiomycetes; Serinales; Debaryomycetaceae
Exons: 1
Coding region: 53-1591 (512 amino acids)
Biological process (GO): plasma membrane lactate transport
Cellular component (GO): plasma membrane
Molecular function (GO): secondary active monocarboxylate transmembrane transporter activity
Source: RefSeq, a predicted model, not a curated record
CAAUAUCGAUUCCAACUACUAGUAACAGAUUCGUACCAUCGCUCAAACAAUAAUGACUUCAGACACUAGUAGUAUUAAUCCUGUUGAAGCUAAGGAAGAUGACAAACAUGUUAUUCAUCCACCUUCUUUUACUUGGCCAGCAAUCAGAGGCUAUUUCUCCACUAGACUCUCAUCGCUUAUUGUUAGCAGAGAUGAAUAUUCCCACUAUUCAUUACAUGAAAUACUUAACCCUUUUAAGCCUUUGGUUGAGAUGAACUUGCACCAAUGGAAUUUUUUCCUUUUAGGGUUCUUGGCUUGGACUUGGGAUGCUUUGGAUUUUUUCGCCACUUCCUUAAACCUUACCAACAUUGCUGAAGAUUUAGACGUCAGUGUUAAAGAUGUUUCUUGGGGUAUUACUUUGGUUUUAAUGUUGAGAACUGUUGGUGCUAUUAUCUUUGGUGCUCUUGGUGAUACUAGAGGUAGAAAAUGGCCUUACAUGAUUAAUUUGUUCUUGUUGGUUGUUAUUCAAAUAGGUACUGGUUUUGUCACUACAUAUCAACAAUUCUUGGGUCUUAGAGCUUUGUUUGGUGUUGCUAUGGGUGGUAUCUUUGGUAUCUGUGCUGCUGAAGCCCUUAGUGAUGCUCCAACUAAGGCAAGAGGUGUUCUUUCGGGUAUUUUCCAAGAAGGUUAUGCUUUUGGUUAUUUAUUGGCUGUCAUUUUUCAAAGAGCUCUUGUCGAUACUACUCCUAAGGGAUGGAGAUCUCUCUUUUGGUUCAGUGCUGGUCCACCUGUUCUUUUAAUUAUUUGGAGAUUUUUCACCCCAGAAACCGACGCUUAUUUGAGUCAAAGAGCCAAAUUCCAAGAAGGUGCUAUGAAUAAAUCAUCCAAGGUUAAGGAAUUCAAAUCUCAAGCCAAGGCUGCCCUUAAACUGUACUGGUUGAUUCUCAUCUACUUGAUUCUUAUGAUGACUGGUUUCAACUUCUCUUCCCAUGGUUCUCAAGAUUUAUAUCCAACUAUGUUAACUAAACAAUACGGUUACGGUGCCGAUGCUUCCACCGUGGUUAACGUGUGUGCUAAUUUGGGUGCUCUUGCUGGUGGUAUUGUUAUUGGUCACUUGUCCACAUUUAUUGGUAGAAGAACUGCUAUCUUAUGUGGUAACGUGAUUACUUGUGCUUUUAUCUAUCCAUGGGCAUUCAAACCAAUGUGGGUCACUGCUUUCUUUAUGCAAUUUGGUGUCCAAGGAUCUUGGUCGGUUGUUCCUAUCCAUCUUUCUGAGUUAUCUCCACCACAAUUCCGUGCAUUUGUUUCCGGUGUUUCGUACCAAUUAGGUAACUUGGUUUCUUCUGCUAGUUCUACUAUUGAAGCUACUCUCGGGGAACGUUUCCCUAUCGAUCCUGCAAAGGAAAUUUAUGACUAUGGUAAAACUAUGGCUAUCUUUAUGGCUGCUGUUAUGGUUUACUUGAUAAUUGUUAUCUUGCUUGGUCCUGAAAACAGAGGUGCUAAUUUGGGUGGUGAAAGAAAAGCUGUUUAUGUUGAAGAGUCCGAUGACAGUGAACACGAAAAGGCUGACAUCAAAGAGAUUGGUAUUAAGACUAAGGUUCUGGAAGUCUAAGUCUUUAAUAUUUAAUUUAUAUUUCUUUGUCUUAUCUUAUUAUUAUAACGUUUUACUUAUCAGGGUAUUGUGUAGGAUAUUUCUAAAAUAAAUCCAAAAUUCAAUCGAAAAAAAAAAA